This is a messenger RNA of Colletotrichum costaricense, 756 nucleotides long. RefSeq lists its product as uncharacterized. Bases 1 to 756 code for a protein of 251 amino acids. The transcript has a single exon. The record is from RefSeq and is a predicted model, not a curated record. NCBI's taxonomy places the organism in Eukaryota, Fungi, Ascomycota, Sordariomycetes, Glomerellales, Glomerellaceae.
AUGGCACCUCAAAAACCACUUCUCCCCAUCGCCGAGGCCCGAAAGGGCCAUCCUUAUUCAACGUUUCGUGCUCGCAGCACCACCACUCCCCCCACCACCACCAUCAGCCCUGUCCCGCCCCGUCCCCAAUCUCCUCCCCGAGGCCGGCCCCAAGCCACCUCCAGAAUCCCAGUCGCAACUGGGAGCAGUGUGGCUCGCACCAACAGCAGCAGCAGCAGCAGACGGAGGGUCCCCCGGACGAGCCCGCCAUUGGCGCCCCUCGGGAGCAACAGCAGCAGCAGCAGAGCCGCCGCCGCCGCCCGUCCCACCACCACCACCACCGCCACCACCACCAUCACCAACAUCACCACCGCCGCCGCCGACCCAACCACUGCCCCGGUGUCCGGCUCUCAUACCUUCUUGCCACUUCAGUCACUUGGCAGUGGUCCCUGCCCCGCCCCCGCCCCAGCCCCCGCACCAACCCCGGCCCUCACCAGCAACCCCGGCCAUAACCCCGACGACACCACCCCUCCGACCAACUCCCAGGACAAGGAGAGGGCGGCAGAAGUCCCUCUUUGGGAUAUGUGGCUUUCGGUGUGCGUGGGCUUGGUGCCCUUGGUCGGUUCGUUCCGUGUGGCUGAGACAGAGCCAGAAGGGCCUCAGAGGGCCGGUUUUCAAGUGCUCUCGGUAGCGUUGGUCAUGAGUUACGCUCUGACCGGAGCCGUUCUUCUCUGCCGGCUGGACCUCUGCCGGCAUAAUUCCCACGACCGCCUCUAG